Molecule: messenger RNA, 780 nt
Organism: Branchiostoma floridae (Florida lancelet)
Lineage: Eukaryota; Metazoa; Chordata; Leptocardii; Amphioxiformes; Branchiostomatidae
Product: leucine-rich repeat-containing protein 15-like
Exons: 2
Coding region: 118-780 (220 amino acids)
Cellular component (GO): extracellular matrix
Molecular function (GO): protein binding
Source: RefSeq, a predicted model, not a curated record
CUACCCCAACUUAAAGAGUUGUUCUUGUCCCACAACGAUAUAAUUAAUAUUCAGACAGGCACAUUUGCAAAUCUUCCUCAACUCAAAGUGCUGUCCUUGUCCUACAACCAGAUAACAAUGAUCCAUCCUGGUGCAUUCGUAAAUCUAACCCAGUUACAAGAAUUGAACCUCUCAAGAAACAACAUAACAAAGAUUCAGCCUGGAGCAUUUGUAAAUCUACCCCUAUUACAAAACUUAAAACUGACAAAGAACCGGAUAACAAUGAUUCAGGAAGGUACAUUUGCAGAUCUAGUCCAACUCAAAGAGCUGAGGCUAAAACAAAAUCAAAUAACAAUGAUUCAACCCAGUUUAUUUUCAAAUCUAUCCCAGCUCAAAAGUCUUGUUCUCUCCUACAACCCAAUAAGAGAAUUUCAUCCUGUUUUAUUUGCAAAUCUAACCCGGAUAGCAGCGUUGUUGCUGCACAAUAACCAAAUAACAAUGAUUCAGGCUGGUCUGUUUGUAAAUCUAACACAACUAGAACACGUGAACCUGUCCUACAACCAGAUUACAAUUAUUCUGCCUGGUACAUUCGCCAAUUUACCCCGGCUAUUUGCUCUGGAACUGAACAACAACCAAAUAUCUAUCAUUCAGUCCGGUUCAUUUGCAAAUCUGUCCCGGCUACAACUUUUGGAUCUAUCAUUGGAAACAUUAUGUUUAGACAUAAAAAGCUUUUCUAACAUCCCUGGUUUAGUACCAAGUUUCGAUAAGUGUUUCAUCUUAAGAUUGGUACCACUAAAGUAG